Molecule: messenger RNA, 4340 nt
Organism: Dermochelys coriacea (leatherback sea turtle)
Lineage: Eukaryota; Metazoa; Chordata; Testudines; Dermochelyidae
Product: homeobox protein NANOG-like
Exons: 3
Coding region: 781-1764 (327 amino acids)
Biological process (GO): regulation of transcription by RNA polymerase II
Molecular function (GO): DNA-binding transcription factor activity, RNA polymerase II-specific; RNA polymerase II cis-regulatory region sequence-specific DNA binding
Source: RefSeq, a predicted model, not a curated record
CCAGCCACGGCCGCUCCGCUUCUCCCGUUGCAGCGGGCGGGGCGGCCACACCGCGGCGCGCCCCUUGAAAGCUCCCAGCCGUGCAAAGCGGGGGGGGGGGGCGGUGACCCCGCCUGUGGCUCCCCAGGCGCGAGAGCCCCGUGGGGGGAAGCAGGGAGAAGCCCCCAAGGGGCGGGGACAGGGCUCGAGGUCUCAGGACGCGGGGAAGGCGCCGGGGCACCGCGGGUGACCCGGGGGCUCUAGCCGUUGUCCUGGCUCCGCUUCCGGAGCGAAGCGGGCCUUGCUGCCUGCCUGGGAGGGGGCAAAAGGGCCCGAGCAGGGGCGUGGGAGGGGUGCGGCCGCUGCCCAGGGCUGGGCUCCCGAGGCUGGGGGCCAGGUCGCUCCGCGGGGCGAGCACAGAGCUCCCGGCGGCGGCGGCGGCGGCGGCGGCGGGGCUGCUGAGUCCGCGUCCGGCUCUCGCGGCUGCCCAAGGCGCCUGCAGACGCCCGGGCCGCCUUGGGAUCGCAGCCCUCCCGUGCCCUGUCCCGCGGACAGCAGCGAGGGGAGCAGGGCGAAUUGAGGCUGUUGCCAGCCCUCGGGAGACCACUCAGCAGCCGGGGCCAACGGGGGGAUGGGGGCUGCUCGGGACAGGGCCUUCCCCGCGGCUGGCCUGCAUCCGGCUUUGCUGGCUCAGCCGGGGCCAGGCUCGUGCCCUGCCCUGCUCCGGCCCCGGCCCCGGCCCCGGCCCGGCAUUUAUUUCCCACAUGACUGGCGGGCGGCGGGCGGCGGGCGGCGUCUUUAAUGCUAGAGCCCGCGGCGCCGGGCCCCCCCGCCAGGCGUCAGCAGAGCGGCCGUCAGGGUUCCCGGCCCCGCCGCUGUGUGCGCGGCCCCCCGCGGAGUCGGCCAAACGCCGCGGGCCCCUGUCUCCCGAGCGGCGAGCCCAGGCGCCGUGCGCCGGCGGCUCGUUACCCCUUCGGGGUUCACUCCUCCUCCGGCCUCCCUUCCCUCUCUCCCUCCCUAGAGCUCUCCCCAGCGUCCUCCAGCUCGGGAACACGCCUGCGGUACACCCCGGACUCAGCCACCAGCCCCAACACGGAGCCCCCAUCCCCACACCCUGCGAUCCGCCUGGGUGGGGUGGAAGGCGGGGGAGGGGUGAAGAAGGCCAAGAGCCGCACGGCCUUCUCCCAGGAGCAGCUGCAAACCCUGCACCAGCGAUUCCAGAGCCAGAAAUACCUCAGCCCCCAGCAGAUCCGGGAGCUGGGCUCAGCCCUGGGGCUCACAUACAAGCAGGUAAAAACAUGGUUUCAAAACCAACGAAUGAAGUUUAAACGAUGCCAGAAGGAAACUCAGUGGAUGGAAAAAGGGACAUGCCUAUCCCAAGCAGGUUACCUGGAUUUGAACCCCAGUUAUCACCAGGGUUGUCCAGUUAGUGCCAGCAGGAACAUCCAGACUGUGACCAAUGUGCAUCAGAACUAUGGUAGCAGCCAGACCUAUGGGAGUGGCCAGAGCCUGUACCCCUUCGUGGCUAUCGAGGAGGAGGGGUUCUUUGGGAAAGCUGGGGGAGCCUGCAGCACCCAGCAGGCAAUGGGCUUCUUCAGCCAGCAAAAGAUGAACUUUUAUCAUGGCUUCCCUGCGAACAUGGAUUAUGCCAGCAUGGAGACAGAAGAUGGCUACCACUUCCAGAAUGCCUCUGUCAAUGCAACGUCCUUCCCGGGCACAGCUGGGUGCCAGCAGUACCAGCCAGCAUGGCACCCUCAAGGGACGCAAAGCAAUUAUAACUCUUAGACCUAUCCUUUUUCUUUCCCUCUCCCAUGCUUUCUUCCGUUUCUCUUAUCCAGCCUCUCCGUUCUUUAGGACCCUGAUAUUGACUCCUGAGAUGUGUGGAGUCCCCCAGCUCCCACUGACUCCAGUGGAGGGGCUUGGCACCUCCUUGCAGGAUGGUUGUGGUCUCUCUCUCCUUCUCUUCUUUAAGAGGCACCUGUCUGUGUCUGACUCAAGAGGUGUGCUGCAUGGCUCUGAAGCUGGCUUUCCUCAUAUUGACCCUGGCUGGCUCCAGGAAGAGGCUCUGUAUGUGUAUGGAAAGCCAUGUUCAUGCAGGGAAGUGUGUGAAUGUUGGAACUGGAGAUGAUAGAGUCUGCACCAGUGAAUCCUUUCCCUACCCUAGUGUCCCCAGUACAGCAGUGUCCCCUCUGUAGACCCUUUCCAGGGUUUGGUCCAGUCCAUGUUUGAAAUUAACUGAUUUCAAUUACAACACAGCUUACAAAGUGUACAGUGCUCAUUUUAUAAUAUUUUAAUUGCAAAUAUUUGCACUGUAAAAAAAUAAACAAAACCCAAGCAUGGGGUUUUCCCUGGGUAAGGUUCUUCCACCCUUCAGCAGAUCCCUCACUGUUAGAAAAUGGUCCUGAUUAUGCAACCUGAAAUUUUCCCCCUUUGUGUGUUCCCUCCCUCCACCAGCCAACCUCCAUAACAUUUGAACAUCUAAUACAUCCUUCAACAGGGGACACUCUCCAGCCCCGACCAGGGGCUAGAUUUGGUCAUCUAAUCUUUAAAAAAAAAUUCUCAGAUUUAUGAUUGUAAAUAACUGCAAUCCCUUUUUAAUUAGGACCUGAAUAUCUACUAAACAGUGACAAGAGACUGCCCAAUCCUCAGAUGGUGCAAAGCAGCAUAGCUUCAUCGACCUUACCAUUUGCACCGGCUAAGCAUCUGGACCACCACGGGGGUGAAUGGAAUUCAGAUUCUAAUUUCAAUUCAUUGUGUAAUUAAGAGAAAGAGAGAAAGGAGAUCGAGAAAGAGGAGUAGAGGAAGGAAAAGGGGAGGGAUAGAAAGAUGGAGAAAGUACAACAUAAGCAAAUGUGGUGGAUUAGGUUAAUAUCCUAAUCCAAGAAAAUUACUUGUAGUGUUUACAAAGUGGCUAACUGUGUCAGUCUGUUUAGGGUGUGCCCAAAUUUCAUUCUAACUGUUCUCCCUCCACAUCUCCCCUGCCCUACUCUGCCGGCAGGCUCCCAGCCCAACAUGACCCUGGCUGUGGCAUCGCAAGUCAUCAGCACUGUGAGAGCAACCGAUAUCUUCAGGUAUCCAUCUGAUUCUCUUAUAGUAAUAAUAAUAAUAUCUAUACAUGAAGGAUCCCAUAGCACUUCACAAAUUACAAACACAGCACCCCGGAAUGAGGCCACUCUGCGGUGGAAGGUGGCAGCCAGGCAAAAAUAUUCUAGUUAUUUCAAACCUGAUGCUUAGAUCACUUAACCUAGAAAUUAGAGAUGGUGGAUAAAACCAUUAGAUCCUAUCUAUCCCAUUCUUCCAGGGCCAGUGCAGGAUUGUUCCCUACUGUUUCUUCUCCAAUUGUAGUUUGAAGUGACUCUGUUAAUGGGGCUUCCCUCACUUUCCUUGGGGAGACAUUGCCACAGGCUAAUUAGAUUACUUACCUAUUUCUGUAUUUAAAGUGGGAUGCUGUCAGCUUCUCCUGGACUCAGUGUUUAAGCUUUGUGGGGAGGAGGGGGGAAGUGAGAGGUGGGAAUUAUAAAAACCAAACCCCAACUUGCUAUAAAUACAAUUGUUUUAAUAAAUAUCUUUAAAUUUCAAUAAAAACAGGCUUUAAAAAAAUAAAUUGUCCCCUGCAGUGCUGUGGAACUUAAGGUCAUGCACAACUUGCAGCUUGUGAAACUGACUUAAAAAAGGAAGUGAAACGGACUAGUUCCACUGUCCCAAGCCAAGUGCAAAAGAGUAAACAAACGACAUCAAUGGUGAAAAAUGAAUGACAUGUUAAAGAUUUGUUUUGUUUGAAUAGCAGGUGGUGUUGGUAGUUUAUGUAGUAGUUUUUGUUGUUAAUGUAUGAUUUUUAUCUCAAUGCUAUCUUAACAUCUGCACAAGGGCAUUGUCCUACUUACAUUUUUAAUGCAAAGCAGAUAAUUGUUUGCUAUCAUGGAUUGCUGGGUAUAUUUUUUUUCUUUUUUUUUUUAAUAUGUUUUAAAAAAGACUUUUUACUUGCAAUGCAAUUUAACUGGUGUUUUGUUACGCUGCGUCUGUUUUAUCACUUUUUUUGUUUCUACCUAAUGUUUUUAUAAACUAAUGUUUUACAUUUGAAUGGAAAAAUAAACUGGAUUUAUUUUAAUGGGGUGUCAAUUCAGUGAUGUAAUAACUUCGCUUUCUUUCAUCCCGAAGGAUGAAAAGAGCUUUAUGGUGACAACUUCACCUACAGAGAUGAGGAAAAAGCAUUGAGUCUUGCCAACCCCAAAAGUUUAAAUAUCAUGAGUUGGGGCCCCCAAAAUCAUGAGAAUUUUCAAAAACAGUAAAUGUUUGGGUGCUUUUUCUUUGCUGGCUUCCGAGCCUUUAGGUUGAAUUCACUUCCUGUUUUCCAGCUUUGU